Messenger RNA from Ictidomys tridecemlineatus (thirteen-lined ground squirrel), 5028 nucleotides. RefSeq names its product zinc finger protein 787 (gene Znf787). The record is from RefSeq and is a predicted model, not a curated record. Gene Ontology annotation, biological process: regulation of immune system process; regulation of cytokine production; negative regulation of transcription by RNA polymerase II. Gene Ontology annotation, molecular function: DNA-binding transcription repressor activity, RNA polymerase II-specific; RNA polymerase II cis-regulatory region sequence-specific DNA binding. Lineage: Eukaryota; Metazoa; Chordata; Mammalia; Rodentia; Sciuridae. Gene Ontology annotation, cellular component: nucleus; nucleoplasm.
GGAGGGCAGCGACUUGUUUUUUUCCCUGUGGUUUUCUGGUUCCAGGCUCCUGUUGGGCAGUGCAGAGGAGCCAGUUGAGGUCUGGCCUCGGUGCUGGGCCAGCACAGUGUCCUGGCGCCUUGGCAGACCCUGGCCUCUUGGGCUCAGUUUAGACCCCUUGCCUCUGCCCAGAGAACAUCCCGUCAGACAACUACUUGUGGUGCCGCAGGUCCGAACCUUCCGAGCUGAGCUGAGGAAUGGGAAGGGCUUAUCCUGCCUGGCACAUGGCGCAAUGCCAGAAUGAAGAGAGGCGCUGGCCGGCCAGGAGUAUUCCCCAAGAACUCUGGGGCGCCAGUCCUUCAGCCAGCCCUCCUUCCUUCUAUGGCCCGAGACAGGAAAUUACACUCCUUUUCUUCCUGGACAGCCCUGGUUGAUAAGGACAACGUUAGCCUCAGUAGAAGGCUCUUGAUACUUCCCUUUAAGAGCCAGGGCAGAAUUCAAGAGGUCAGUGUAAAGCUCUGGAAAGGGCUCUAGAGCCAGGCAUUGAGUUCCCAUUCUGGCCCAGUCUAGUCCAGUUCUGUGACCUUGGAUGUGUUACUUCCUCUUUCCCGGACUGUUUCUUCUUCCCUCCUGCAAUGUGAAGAGCCUGGUGAAAUUCCCUUAAUAAAUAGUCCAUCAAGGACGAAGACACAGGUGGUUCCAGUGUAUUGCUGUGCUGUGGGGCCCCAGACUGGGUGGCAGAGGAGGGUCCCAGUGCCUCUUGAGCCAGGCCCAGUGGCUGUAGAGAGAUGGGGCAAUUUGCCAGAGUGGCCCCAGGGACCCAGAGGGUUGUCAGGUGAAUGUGCAGGGCCAGCAGCACAUCUAGGGUAGAUAGAGUAGGCAAUAGCCAAGAGGACCCAGGGACCUCAGGGGGAUGGCAGGAUGCGUAGUCAAGGCCAUAGCAACUGUGCAGCUGCCCCAGGGUCUUCUAGUCACUGAUGGACACCCAGCUCUUAGGACUGUACCCAGACACACCUCAUAGGCCUCCGUAAACCUGGGUUAGUUGUCCUCUGGAGCUGAGGUCAUGCCAGUAUUGGGCCUUGGUAUUUAGAGGUCUGCAGACUUGAUGACACUUGCCAUGCAUUUAGUGUCUGGUGUUGCCCUGAGUUCUUCAAGGCCCUGGGGCAGAGGUGGUUACCCCAUUUAGCAGGAUUGAAUGGAGGCCGGUCAGUGCUCACAAGCUCCAGGACCCACAGCACCAUCAGAACACUGUGCUGUGUUUAGUUACAGAGCUGCCCUUUGUUAUACCACCCCUCUGUUGGCUUGAUUCUUUUGGCUAAUAGCGGAGUCAGAAGAGAUGAACCAGAUCUGAAGCCUCUUAGUUGUAGAGUUGUGGUCUCUGGCUUCCCCAUUCUGUGGGGUGCACUGUCAUGAGAACUCCAUGCAGGGCUGCUGGCUGCUUCAAGGGACUCCUUGAGAACCAGCCUCCCAUUUUAGGGGUCCUGCAGCAUAGGGAAAGAUUCAUGCCAGCCAAGUGGAUGGGGGAAUUGGGGUUGUCACACUGCCAGUGCUGGUGGCCCUGUCCUAGGAGCUCAGAGAGCACGUGCCUUACUGCUAUGGAGGAGCCAAUCAGCUUGAGCCCUGGCCCAGGUGGGCCAGGCCCUGGGGCCCUCCCCAGUGGUUUCCACACUUGCCUUUGCCAUACCCUUUGCCCUCUCCCUGUGAGCUUGCAGACAGUGGCUUCUCUAUCCUGUGCUGAGGGGGGAGCCAUGUCCAACCUCCCCCAAGAUGCCUGGCCUUGCAGUAGAUGAUACUAGGAGCCCAGGGAAGAUCAGAUGAAGUCUCAGACUCAGUGCUCAGGGUCAGGCUGCUCAGAGUGAUUGCUGAGGGUGCUGUAGGGUUUGUGCUGGGCAGUGCUGCGAGUAGUCUGUGCCCUCCUUGAGGACAUACUCUGCUGGACGCUGUUUGGGACUUGCCAAACAAGUGGCAGGAGCCACGGAGGUUAGGUAGCCGUCUUUCCUAGGGAACAUAGGUCUCACCAUGUUAGCAGGCGCUGACAGGGAGCCAAUGCCAGCACCGAGAGACCGCACACUGUAUGUCUCGGCUUGGGCUCUGUGGCUCUGGCAUCGCACCAGCCACACAGCCUGUCUCAACCUCUGGAUCAAAUGGCAGUGAUGGUGUUGACACCUUGUCUGCUGCUGCUAGUCGAACUCUCAGUGUGCGUUAUCCUGUUGGAUCCCAAUCCUGGCCCUGGGAGCGUAGGAUGGACACACAGGCAAAGCACCUUGCCCAGGUCACUGGCUGUUCUGGUGGGGCUGCUUGCUGACCCACCAGCCUGCCUGGAGAGAUUGUUCUUGCGCCUCGCCAUCUCUCCUAGGUGUUAGGGCAUCAGGAGUGGAGCUUAUGUGCUUACGGCACUCUGUGCCUGCGGGUCUGGGGCUUGAUCUAUGCUCCAUGAAUGUGCUCUGUUGCUCCGGGGUAAAGAGGACAGUGAAGCUGGGGGAAGGGGCAGUCGGAGAGCUUCCAGGCAGGGGCCAUUGAUGAUUGGGCACACUGCCUCAGCAGAGAGCAAGCUAGAGAGGCGAGUGAGCUAGGGGCAAGUAUGUGCUGCUGGAAGGAGGAUGGGAGGGUGUACGCCCAACCAGAAAGUGCCCAGCUGGGGGCUGGUCUGUGCUUGUUCUUGCCUAUCUUUUAAUAUGCUUUUCUUUUUUUUAAAGGGGCACUAUAGAUUGAACCCAGGGGCACUUAACUACUGAGCUAUACCCUCUAGCCCCUUCUUAUUUUUAAUUUUGAGACAGGGUCUUGCUAAGUCACUAGAACCUCACCAAGUUGCUGAGGCUGGCCUUGAACUUUCUAUCCUCCUGCCUCAGCCUCCUGAGUAGUUGGGAUCACAGGUGUGCGCCAUCACGUCUGGCAUGUAUGUUAAUUUUUAAGAGCAGUUUUAGGUUUGCAACAGAACUGAGUAGAAUUUGCAGGGCUCCUGUGUGUCCCUAUCUUUCCGCCCUCACCAUGGCCAAGUUUGUUAACCCUGAUGAACUUGCGUCACCUGUUACCACCAGAGUCCAUAAUGUACGUUCUGAAGGGUAAUCUGUUGGGUUUUAGCAGGUUUCAGUUCUCUGCCAGCAUUUGAGAAUCUGAGUGUUGGGAGUGGACCUGAAGAUCAGCAUGCACAGAGGGCAGCCCGUGGCCAGGGAGGAGCAGGGUUGCUCCCCAGGGACCUGAGCUCCUGCCACUCCAGCUGCACUGCAGCUUCACAGUAGGGACGUAGACAUGGAGCUUCGGGAAGAGGCCUGGUCUCCGGGGCCGCUGGAUUCUGAGGACCAGCAGAUGGCCAGUCACGAGAACCCAGUGGACAUACUCAUCAUGGAUGAUGACGACGUCCCCAGCUGGCCCCCGUCGAAGCUCUCCCCGCCCCAGUCUGCACCCCCGGCGGGGCCCCCACCUAGGCCACGGCCGCCCGCCCCCUACAUCUGCAACGAGUGCGGCAAGAGCUUCAGCCACUGGUCCAAGCUGACACGGCACCAGCGCACGCACACCGGCGAGCGGCCCAACGCCUGCAGCGACUGCGGCAAGACCUUCUCGCAGAGCUCGCACCUGGUGCAGCACCGGCGCAUCCACACGGGCGAGAAGCCCUACGCCUGCUCCGAGUGUGGCAAGCGCUUCAGCUGGAGCUCCAACCUCAUGCAGCACCAGCGCAUCCACACCGGCGAGAAGCCCUAUGCCUGCCCCGACUGCGGCCGCAGUUUCACGCAGAGCAAGAGCCUGGCCAAGCACCGGCGCUCGCAUAGCGGCCUCAAGCCCUUUGUGUGUCCGCGCUGUGGCCGCGGCUUCAGCCAGCCAAAGAGCUUGGCGCGCCACCUGCGGCUGCACCCCGAGCUGUCAGGGCCUGGUGUGGCCGCCAAGGUCUUGGCAGCCAGUGUGCGCCGAGCUAAGGCGCCGGAGGAGGCAGCGGCGGCGGACGGCGAGAUCGCCAUCCCGGUGGGCGACGGCGAGGGCAUCAUUGUGGUGGGCGCGCCUGGAGAGAGCGCCGCGGCUGCCGCAGCUAUGGCCGGCGCAGGGGCACGGGCGUCCGGGCCGCGGUCACGACGCGCCCCGGCUCCCAAGCCCUAUGUGUGCAUGGAGUGCGGGAAGGGCUUCGGGCAUGGGGCUGGGCUUCUGGCCCACCAGCGGGCUCAGCACGGGGACGGGCUGGGGGCGGCGGGCGGCGAGGAGCCUGCGCACAUCUGUGUGGAGUGUGGCGAGGGCUUCGUGCAGGGCGCUGCGCUCCGCAGACACAAGAAGAUCCACGCUGUGGGCGCGCCCUCGGUCUGCAGCAGCUGCGGACAGAGCUUCUACCGGGCUGGCGGGGAGGAUGAGGACGAGGACGCAGCCUCCGGCGGGCGCUGCACCGAGUGUCGUGGCACGGAGGGCCGGUAGGGGCGGGGGCGCCCGGGGGGGAGCAGGGCCCCUCGGGCUUGGCGGGGACGACAAAACCAGGAGGCCAGGGAGAAAUGGACAGAGGGGUGCGACCGGUGGCAUCCUCGUCUCCUGCCCCUGCUACUCGGCCUGCGCUGUCUUGGUGCGAGAGGACCUGUGGGCAUUAGGGCAAGAUGGUUUCUCAAGGUGCCCGCUGGCUCUCCAAACCCUGCCCUUUCUAGGUUCUCUGCCAGAGCCAGAGCUAGACAAUGUGAGAACUGUAGAGGUCAAGAGGCCAGACCCUCACGCAAGAGGCUGCCCCUCUCUCCCCACACUGUCUGGGAUGUUGUAAGAGAUGGAGGGAAGUCUGGCCUUUUGUAUUUAGAGGGUCCCAGAAAGGCGAGGGGAGAGGGGCCCUUUGCCCUCUUAGAGUUUUCUUUUAAUCAUACCCCUUACCCCCUCCCAUCCACUAUUUUUUCUGCCCUUUGAGUCCUAUUGAUUUUAUAGCCCAGGUUUUCCUCCUGCUCCUGGGUGUGGGGUAGCAGAGGAGUGAAGCAGAAGGAGCCCCGACACCCAGGGUAGCCCCCUUCAGAGGAUGGGGUGCGCUGUCUGUUCCCUGGCGUGGGCAGGUGGAAGAAGGGGUGUGAGGGCAAUAAAUCACACUAUUCGAUUGUC